Messenger RNA from Liolophura sinensis, 7841 nucleotides. Its product is annotated as multiple epidermal growth factor-like domains protein 6. The record is from RefSeq and is a predicted model, not a curated record. NCBI's taxonomy places the organism in Eukaryota, Metazoa, Mollusca, Polyplacophora, Chitonida, Chitonidae. The coding region runs from base 677 to 7057 and encodes 2126 amino acids. The transcript is spliced from 32 exons.
AUCUCCGUCAACAACAACAUCAACUGUUAGCGUACCAAGAACAACGUCCCAAACCACUGCCCCCGCAGCUUUGUUUAGGCCAUGUACUGAGAGCUCUGGCUGUUUAACUACCGGGGCUUCUUGCAGAAGAAGGGGCUGUGACGGUCUGAUUUGCUACUGUGACCUAGGUUUUCUACCCAGUUACGAUUUUACCUUUUGCGAACCAGCUGCCGUCUUAAACGAGACUUGCGUGACACGAUGUAGUGGAUUGCACACUGUGUGUGAUAGGAAUACCGAGAAGUGUGUAUGCGAGCAAGGCUUCUCACCGAGCGCUGGUGAUAAAGACUGUACUGAGGAUGGAAAAGCUCUCUUGGAAGAGCCGUGCAAUGUUGACAAUUGUGCCCUUUCAACUGAACAGACUUGUGUAGAAGGACAAUGUAAAUGCAUAAGUGGAAAACGCAAAGCAACAAUAGCAGAGCUUCGCGCAUACCCUGACGUUGACCUUCAGUGCAGAGACAUCGGCUAUUUUCUAGAACAAUGUGACGAAAAUAAUUUGCAACAAUUUCCAACUUUUGAUUUUACACUUAUCGGACGAACAAGUCCAGCUACAACAAGAAGAACAACGGCAGCAGUGCCAUUCGUCGCUAUUUUGUCAGCCUGCAAUGAGGACAGUGACUGUCCUGUCGAUGCUUCCUGUAUGGUGCGCUACCCAGACGGAUUACUGUGCAUCUGCAACGAGGGAUACAUAGCGUCUACCAAUUUGGCUGUCUGUGAAAAAGCCACCAAUAUUAACGGCGUGUGUAUGACCGAGUGUGCUGGUUUGUUCACGGUGUGCAACGCUGUGUCUGGCCGGUGCGCGUGUUUGCCGGAGUAUGUAUCAGCUGCGGACAACCAAAACUGCGUUUUGCCGAGAAGAGGACUGUUAGGUGAGGCAUGUGGAGAUGGUUGUGCAUUGGAUACAGAGCAAGAAUGCGUGAACGGGGUUUGCAGGUGUAUGUCAAACUUAAGACGCAUGACAACUGAGGAGAUUCGUGCCUUCAAUAAUCCCCAACGUCAGUGUAUAAGCUGGACGUACACACUAGAUGGAUCAAGUCCACCAACCACAACACCAACAACAAUGGCACCACCAUCAACUAUAACAGCAGCACCUACUGUGUCAACUCCAACACCACAACCUACUACAACGACUACAGCUCCAUUCCGUGCAGUUUUGUCAAGUUGCAGUUCCAAUAACCAGUGUCCUGCUCAGGCUUCCUGCCGUGUUCGUUAUCCUGACGGACUGUUGUGUAUCUGUAACGAAGGAUUUGUGGCGUCCACCAAUUUGGCUGGUUGUGAAAGAGCCGCCUAUAUUAACGACGUGUGUAUAACGCAGUGUGCUGGCUUGUUUAUGGUGUGCAACGCUUUGUUACGCCGGUGCGAAUGUUUACCGGGCUAUGUCAUGGCUGGGGACAACCAAAACUGCGUUUUGCCGAGAAGAGGUCUGCUGGGAGAAGCAUGCGGAGAUGGUUGUGUUUUUGUCACAGAACAAGAAUGUGUGAAUGGGGUUUGCACGUGUAUGUCGAAUUUAAGACGUAUGACAACGGCAGAGAUUCAGGCCUUCAAUAAUCCCCAACGUCAGUGUAUAAGCUGGAUAUACACACUAGAUGGAUCAAGUCCACCAACCACAACAACAAUGGCACCACCACCAACUACAACAGCAGCGCCUACUGUGUCAUCUCCAACACCACAACGUACCACAACCACUAUAGCUCCAUUCCGUGCAGUUUUGUCAAGUUGCAGUUCCAAUAGCCAGUGUCCUGGUCAGGCUUCCUGCCGUGUUCGUUAUCCUGACGGACUAUUGUGUGUCUGUAACGAAGGAUUUGUGGCGUCAACCAAUUUGGCUGGUUGUGAAAGAGCCGCCUAUAUUAACGACGUGUGUAUAACGCAGUGUGCUGGCUUGUUUAUGGUGUGCAACGCUUUGUUACGCCGGUGCGAAUGUUUACCGGGCUAUGUCAUGGCUGGGGACAACCAAAACUGCGUUUUGCCGAGAAGAGGUCUGCUGGGAGAAGCAUGCGGAGAUGGUUGUGUUUUUGUCACAGAACAAGAAUGUGUGAAUGGGGUUUGCACGUGUAUGUCGAAUUUAAGACGUAUGACAACGGCAGAGAUUCAGGCCUUCAAUAAUCCCCAACGUCAGUGUAUAAGCUGGAUAUACACACUAGAUGGAUCAAGUCCACCAACCACAACAACAAUGGCACCACCACCAACUACAACAGCAGCGCCUACUGUGUCAUCUCCAACAGCACAACGUACUACAACCACUAUAGCUCCAUUCCGUGCAGUUUUGUCAAGUUGCAGUUCCAAUAGCCAGUGUCCUGGUCAGGCUUCCUGCCGUGUUCGUUAUCCUGACGGACUAUUGUGUAUCUGUAACGAAGGAUUUGUGGCGUCAACCAAUUUGGCUGGUUGUGAAAGAGCCGCCUAUAUUAACGACGUGUGUAUAACGCAGUGUGCUGGCUUGUUUAUGGUGUGCAACGCUUUGUUACGCCGGUGCGAAUGUUUACCGGGCUAUGUCAUGGCUGGGGACAACCAAAACUGCGUUUUGCCGAGAAGAGGUCUGCUGGGAGAAGCAUGCGGAGAUGGUUGUGUUUUUGUCACAGAACAAGAAUGUGUGAAUGGGGUUUGCACGUGUAUGUCGAAUUUAAGACGUAUGACAACGGCAGAGAUUCAGGCCUUCAAUAAUCCCCAACGUCAGUGUAUAAGCUGGAUAUACACACUAGAUGGAUCAAGUCCACCAACCACAACAACAAUGGCACCACCACCAACUACAACAGCAGCGCCUACUGUGUCAUCUCCAACAGCACAACCUACUACAACCACUAUAGCUCCAUUCCGUGCAGUUUUGUCAAGUUGCAGUUCCAAUAGCCAGUGUCCUGCUCAGGCUUCCUGCCGUGUUCGUUAUCCUGACGGACUAUUGUGUAUCUGUAACGAAGGAUUUGUGGCGUCAACCAAUUUGGCUGGUUGUGAAAGAGCCGCCUAUAUUAACGACGUGUGUAUAACGCAGUGUGCUGGCUUGUUUAUGGUGUGCAGCGCUUUGUCACGCCGGUGCGAAUGUUUAUCGGGCUAUGUCAUGGCUGGGGACAACCAAAACUGCGUUUUGCCGAGAAGAGGUCUGCUGGGAGAGGCAUGCGGAGAUGGUUGUGUUUUUGUCACAGAGCAAGAAUGUGUGAAUGGAGUUUGUACGUGUAUGUCGAAUUUAAGACGUAUGACAACGGCAGAGAUUCAGGCCUUUAACAACCCUCAAAGACAGUGCAUAUCCAGCACUUAUACUCUAGAUGGUUUGCUUUCUACAACGACGGUAGCAACAAUAUUACCUUCUAUACAAACCACGAAGGAGAGUGCAGCUGGAACCAUUAGUGUUACGUUCGCUUGUCAGGUGGAUAGUCAAUGUCCGGACAAUGCCUCUUGUCGUCUUCGAUACCCGACCGCACAGAUAUGCUACUGUGACAGAGACUACGUGUCUUCCACAAAUCUGGCUGCCUGUGAACAGGCCGCCUAUGUAAACGAGAUUUGUAUCACAAGAUGCUAUGGAUGGAAUACAAUGUGUGACGCGAGCACGAAACGAUGCGUUUGUUUGCCUGGUUAUUCUCUGUCCACUGGUGGCAAAAGCUGCGUCCUUCCUGGAAGAGCACUGCUGGAUGAACCCUGCCGAGAUGGGUGCCUCUUUGAAAAGGAACAAAUGUGCGUGGAGGGAACGUGCAGGUGUAGGUCAGGUUUACGACAGAUGACUGACGAAGAAAUACGAGCGUUUAACAACCCAAACCAACAGUGUAUCGAUGAGUCUUUCUCUUUCGCUCUAAUACGGCUAUACUUCUCGUGUUCUUCCGACGGUCAGUGCCCUAUCCACGCCUCGUGUAAGUACCGAUUCCCCGGGGGACAAGUGUGUUAUUGCGACGCCGGAUACGUGUCGUCACUGGAUGGAUUGCGAUGUGAACCCAUCGCUCGCCUGUCCGAAGCCUGCAUCACGCGAUGUGGCGGGUUUUUUACCACCUGUGACUCCAGAACUCGUCUGUGCACGUGUUUACCGGGCUACAUUCCAUCUGCUGAUGGCAUGAACUGUGCGCGCACUGGACUCCCUCUGCUAGGAGAAUUAUGUCUCACGUCAUGUCUCUUGUCGGAUGAACAGCGAUGUGUGAACGGGAGAUGUGAGUGUCUAGAGACAAUGCGACCAGCAACAGACGAGGAAAGACAGGCGUUUAACAACGAGACCUUCCAGUGUCGACCAAUUAGUUACUCUUUAGUCCCCUUGUACAGCCCCUGUUCCUGUGGAUGUCAAUGCCCGAUCAACGCCUCGUGUAAGAGUCGGUACCCUGAUGGAAUGGUCUGUUACUGUGAUGCUGGAUACGUGUCCUCUCUGGAUGGGUCUAGCUGUGAACCAGUUGCUCGCCUGUCCGAAGCCUGCAUCACGCGAUGUGGCGGAUUUUUUACCACCUGUGACUCCAGGACUCGUCUGUGCACGUGUUUACCGGGCUACAUUCCAUCUGCUGAUGGCAUGAACUGUGUGCGCACGGGACUCCCUCUGCUAGGAGGAGUAUGUCUGACGUCAUGCCUCUUGUCGGAUGAACAGCGAUGUGUGAACGGGAGAUGUGAGUGUCUGGAAACCAUGAGGCCAGCAACCAUCGAGGAAAGACAGGCGUUCAGCAACAGAAACUUCCAGUGUCUGCCAACAGGCUACGCCUUGGGAGGCAUUCGCCUUUUCCAGACCUGCACCUAUGACAGUCAGUGCCCUUGUCACGCCUCCUGCCUCGAAAGGAGUACGGACGGAAAGAUCUGCUAUUGUAAUAGCGGUUACAUGGCCUCACAAGAUCAUUAUACCUGCCUUCCAGCGUCGUACUAUGGGCAAGUCUGCGUAUCUAGAUGUGCCGGUCUGUUCAUGACGUGUGACGUGGCAACUCGUAGAUGUGUGUGCAAUACCGGGUAUAGUGUAGCUGCUGACGGCCGGAACUGCGUCAUCUUUGAGUCGGCACUACUGGGAGGCAGCUGCAAGUUCAUAACUCAGUGUUACUUUGCACAGGAGCAGGUCUGCGUGAACGAUACCUGUGUCUGCCGAAGUGGUUUACGACCGUCGACAUUCGAGGAAAUCCGGGCGUUCGACAACGAAAGUCCUCAGUGUCGCUCGGUGUCGUAUGCUCUGAGAACUCUGGCCCUCUUUGCAUCCUGCACAUAUGAUGGACAAUGCCCAACUGGGGCUCAAUGCCUGGAGAGGAGACCGAACGGAAGGAUCUGCUACUGUAGUUUUGGAUACAUGGCUUCACCGGAUGGACUCACGUGCUUACAAGUGGCUUACUACGGCCAGGUUUGCGUGUCUCGAUGUGCAGGACUUUACAUGACAUGCGAUCCAGACACGCAGAGAUGCGUGUGUGUCGCAGGAAGCCAACCGACAACGGACGGGAGAAACUGCGUUCCAGACGGGUUUGCACUUUUGGGGGGAAGCUGUGUUACCAACCGGUGCCUCUUUGGCAGCGAACAAGAAUGUGUAAAUGGAAAAUGUACAUGCAUCAGUGGACUUAGACCAACAUUAGAACAAGAGAUUCGGGCGUUUAACAACGAACUUCCGCAGUGCAGAAUGGAUAACUAUUAUCUGGUAACCACAGCGCUUUUCGCUGCAUGCUCCCAUGACAGUGAGUGCCCCUACCAUGCCUCCUGUCUAGAGAGGCGGCCUGAUGGGAAGAUCUGCUACCCCGACGCCGGAUAUAUGUCCACUGUGGAUGGGCUUUCCUGCAUUAGAGCCGCAUACUACGGACAAAACUGUGUGUCAAAGUGCGCCGGAUUAUUUAUGACCUGUGACGUCACGAGAAGAGUGUGCGUGUGUAACACCGGGUGCAGUCUCGCAGCUGAUGGCAGAAAUUGUGUGCCAGACGGAUCGGCUCUUCUGGGAGGGGUUUGCUUAGUGAAGAGUUGUUAUUACAGAAACGAACAAGAAUGCGUCAGCGGCACCUGUACUUGUCGAAACAGCCUGAGACCAACGACUCCGGAGGAAAUCAGAGCUUUUAACGGUGAAGUGCCGCAGUGCAGAGCUAUUGGUUAUUACUUGACAAUACGACAGUUGUUUACGUCUUGUACCAGUGACGAUCAAUGCCCUCUUCAAGCUUCCUGUCUGGAACGAAGGCCGAAUGGAAGGAUAUGCUACUGCAAUAACGGAUACAUGGCCUCUACUGAUAGGUAUCAGUGCAUACAAGAGGCGUACUACGGGCAGCUGUGUGAAUCUAGAUGUGCCGGGCUAUACAUGCAUUGCGAUACAACCCGAGGCAUAUGUGUCUGUAACGCCGGCUCUAACUUGGCGAACGAUCGUAGAAACUGUGUUCCGGUGGGAUCGGCUCUCCUUGGAGGCAGUUGUAAUGUCAACUCGUGCCUGUUCGCCACGACACAGGUAUGCGUGAAUGGUACGUGUGCAUGCCGUAGCGGGAUGAGGGCUACCACUGAUGAAGAAAUACGUGCCUUCAACAACCAACUACCACAGUGCCGAAUCAACACCUACUAUCUGAGAACCACAGUCCUGUUUACGGCCUGCUCCUAUGACAGCCAAUGCCCUUACCAUGCCUCAUGCUUAGAGAGAAGAUCCGAUGGCAAGAUCUGCUAUCCUGACCCCGGUUAUAUUUCCUCGUUGGACGGGCUUAGCUCCAUCAGGGCUGCCUAUUUCGGACAGAACUGUGUGAGUAGGUGUGCCGGACUAUUUAUGACUUGUCAUGCUGUUACCCUGAGAUGUGUCUGCAACUCCGGAUGUAGCUUAGCAGCGGACGGCAGAAACUGUGUGCCCGAUGGUUCUGCAUUGCUUGGAGGUAGCUGCUCUGUCAACACUUGUCUAUAUAGGGACAGGCAGGAAUGCGUGAACGGAAGGUGCACAUGUAAAGCUGGGCUGAGGGCAACAACACUGGAAGAAAUCCGAGCCUUCAACAACGAGCUACCCCAGUGCAGACCCAGUAGUUACUAUCUAAGGAGCACCAGACUGUUUCGUCUUGCUUAUCGAACGCUGAAUGUCCCGAUGGUGCAUCCUGUCUGGAAAGACGUCCUAAUGGAAAGAUCUGUUAUUGUAACGCUGGACUGAUGGCGUCUCCAGGCAACCUCACCUGUGUAUCUGCGGCCUAUUUCGGACAGGAUUGCACAUCCGACUGCGCAGGUCUGUACCUCUCGUGCAGCGCGGAGACCAUGAAAUGUGUUUGCAGCGAAGGAAGUCACUUAUCCUUUGAUCGUAAAAACUGUGUCCCUAAUGGCUUCGCUUUGCUAGGAGGAAGUUGUGCCACCAACAGAUGUAUUUACGACAGCGAGCAGGACUGUGUACAGCAAGUCUGUACUUGCAAGACUGGACUGAGACGUACGCGUGAAGACGAAGUACAGGCGUUUAAUAGCCCUUUACCGCAAUGUAGAUCAACUUCCUAUUACUUAGGAACAAUUGCCCUGUUCUUACCGUGCAUCCAUGACGAACAGUGCCCUAGGCACGCCUCUUGUUUGGAGAGGAGACCAGAUGGAAGGAUUUGUUACUGUAACAGUGGAUAUAUAGCAUCUCAGGACAGCUUGAGUUGUAUAGCUGCUGCGUACUACGGCGACUUCUGCAUGUCCCGGUGUGCCGGACUCUAUAUGACUUGUAAUUCGACUACACAGACAUGCGUGUGUAACUCGGGCUGCCGCCUAGCGGCGGACGGGAAAAACUGCGUACCUGACGGUUCGGCUUUACUUGGAGGAAGCUGUCUGGAAGCUUCUUGUAACUACGCCGAAGAGCAGAUUUGUGUGAAUGGCGUCUGCACGUGCAGAAACGGAUCAAGGCCUACCACCAGAGAAGAAAGAAGGGCAUUCAACACGGAAAGUCCUCAGUGUACCAAAAGCUCUUACUU